GGAUCCGGAGCAAGUCUGCGGCAUCCGGAGCCCUGACGACAGAGCCAGACAUCAGGUCGGUUCCGGAGUGGGUGGAGUCGUGGGAGGAGCUUGCAGUAGUGGUCCUUCCGAACCCCUCGGCUUGUGCCCACACACGCAGGAAGUUGGGGCUUCUGCGGAGAGCAGGUAGGGGAUGAGUGCCUGCGUAGUGGGAUGCCCCUGCCAUGGAGCCAGGCAGCAUGGAGAACCUGUCCAUCCUGUACCAGAGCCGUGACUUCCUGGUGGUGAACAAGCACUGGGAUGUGCGCAUCGAUAGCAAGACGUGGAGGGAGACGUUGACCCUCCAGAAGCAGCUGCGGCACCACUUCCCAGAGCUGGCUGACCCAGACACCUACUAUGGCUUCAGGUUCUGCCACCAACUGGAUUUCUCCACCAGCGGAGCACUCUGUGUGGCUCUAAAUAAGGCAGCUGCAGGCAGUGCUUACAAGUGCUUCAAGGAGCGGCGUGUCACCAAGGCUUACCUGGCUCUGGUUCGGGGGCACAUCCAGGAGAGCCGGAUGACCAUCAGCUAUGCCAUUGGCAGGAACAACACAGAGGGUCGGGCCCACACCAUGUGCAUCGAGGGCACCCAGGGCUGUGAGAACCCAAAACCAAGCCUCACGGAGCUGGUGGUCCUAGAACAUGGCCUGUAUGCAGGUGAUCCUGUCUCCAAAGUGCUGCUGCAGCCCCUCACAGGCCGGACACACCAGCUGCGUGUGCACUGCAGUGCCCUCAACCACCCCAUUGUGGGGGACCUGACCUAUGGGCAGGCCUCGGGUCGGGAGGAGCAACCGUUCCGCAUGAUGUUACAUGCCUUCUACCUGCGGAUCCCCACACAGACUGAGUGUGUGGAAGCCCGCACUCCGGACCCCUUCGUGCCUACCCUCGACGCCUGCUGGAGCCCUCACACUCUGGUACAGCCGUUGGACCAGCUUGUCCAGGUCCUGCAGGCUGCUCACGACCCUAAGCCCACAGAAGGGGACACUGGGCCCUGCAGCCCCUCCUCAUGCCUGCCAGGGCCGGGCCGGCCCCCACCACACCCUGCCACUCCUCCUGAGACAGAGGCACAGCGGGCCUCAUGCCUUCAGUGGUUGUCAGAGUGGACACUGGAGCCGGACAACUGAGAGUAUGGGCCUGGUGUUGGGGUGCAGGCUGGAACUUCCAAGUGGAUGGGGGCUGUGGGUCAGAACCCUAAUCGUAUCAUCCCAAGGCACAGGUGUCCCAGCCACUGAGGACUGAGACUCCACCCCAAAUGCAGCAGCCAAACCUGGAAAAGAACGGACAGGGCCAGCAGGGGGAGCCAGGCAGCCAUGAUUAUGGAAGAUGAAGGACUCAUGGUGGUGGUACCAGCCCCCAGGGGAAACCUAGGCCUGUCUGUCGUCCCAGAAUGUUUUUCUGGCUCCAAAGCUUCACCUCCAGGACCAGUUUUGUAGAUUGUCUGAGGGUCACCCUGGAAAAGGAACUGGCCAGCCCUUUCCUGGGCAGGCUCCUCCUGGGCUCCUACUCCACCCUUAGAGCACCCUGCUCCCAAUUCUGCUCAGACCCCCUGUGAUAUCACCCCAGUUCCACUGAGCCCUGCAAAUCCUCACUUGUCCCCUGCCUGGCCAGUCCUGCUUUGUGCCUUGGCUUCUGCCAAACUCUGUCUGUAGGCCUCCUGCCUCCACCCACUUCCGGCUCAUCACACAUGGGGGAGGGUCUGUCUGUCCCUUGUGGCCUGACAUAAUGCUGCCUGGGGGGUCCUCCCACACAGCCACCCAUUAUUAGACUGCAGCCUGGGAGCCAGGGGAGCCCAGCCUCCACCUCUGUGCCCCAUGACACGCCUGUAUCACUCCAGCCACAACUGGGCUCCAGGACUUCAAAUAAAAGCUCAGUGACUAA
Molecule: messenger RNA, 1896 nt
Organism: Phyllostomus discolor (pale spear-nosed bat)
Lineage: Eukaryota; Metazoa; Chordata; Mammalia; Chiroptera; Phyllostomidae
Gene: RPUSD1
Product: RNA pseudouridine synthase domain containing 1
Exons: 6
Coding region: 204-1142 (312 amino acids)
Biological process (GO): pseudouridine synthesis
Molecular function (GO): RNA binding; pseudouridine synthase activity
Source: RefSeq, a predicted model, not a curated record